Polyodon spathula (Mississippi paddlefish) is the source of this 2063-nucleotide messenger RNA. RefSeq names its product homeobox A2b (gene hoxa2b). The record is from RefSeq and is a predicted model, not a curated record. The transcript is spliced from 2 exons. The coding region runs from base 853 to 1950 and encodes 365 amino acids. Gene Ontology annotation, biological process: regulation of DNA-templated transcription. Gene Ontology annotation, molecular function: DNA-binding transcription factor activity, RNA polymerase II-specific; DNA binding. NCBI's taxonomy places the organism in Eukaryota, Metazoa, Chordata, Actinopteri, Acipenseriformes, Polyodontidae.
AAAUGACCCCGUAUAAACCAAAAGAACGUUAGAAUGACCAAAUGGUUAUAUUCAUAAGAUAUCACGUUGAUACAAGCUAUACACUCAUCAAAACUGUGGUUAUUUAUAUUGGAAUGUCUUAUUUUAUUUGUCGGUCUGUAGGAAGCAAUACGCAUGUAAUAUUGUGCAGUUUGCUUUUAUGUUAUCCUCAUUGCACAGGGCAUAUCCAGAUUAUAUUCAAAUGAAACAAUACCAUUCUACUUUAACCCUGUUAUCCAAAAGAAAUCAAAUACCGAAUGAUUGAGCUUCUUGUGUGAAACUUCUUAUUUAGCUGGGGUGUGGGGGUUCUAGUGUCAAAACUUUCAAGAUUAAUGGAUUACUUUGUUAAUGACUCGAGGCGUCACAUGUAGGUGCUUAUUUGAUUCGUGAGGUGCAAGGCGUUCUUCUGACAGUCUUAAACAAUACAUGCAGUGGAGAAGAAGCAGAAGGGAAGAGUACCAGCUGCUGACACUGAAGAUUAAAAAUAUGUAAUGUUAUAUUACUGCAAUGAAAAACUGCUCAAAAUGUGUAAAUAAAACAGCACUACCCUAGAACGAGGCGUUCCUUGCAUGCUUUUUUGGAUCAAUCACGCAGACAGUGGCUUCUUUUGAUUAAACCCCAAAUUGUCAUUGGGCAGAAGUAAUCAUGUGACAACCAAUUCGGUCCAAUUUCAACCUUGUCUCCAUGAAUUCAAUAGUUUAAUAGUAGCGCGGUCCCCAUACGGCUGUAAUCAGUGAAUUAGAAAAAAACACCACCGGCGAUUUUUAUGAUUUUUGUCUGGGCCACAAAACAUAAAAAUAAGAGCUAACUUUCUAAAGCUCUGAGGAGAAGGAAAUGAAUUACGGAUUUGAGCGAGAGACUGGUUUUAUCAAUAGUCAGCCGUCGCUUGCUGAGUGCCUGACAUCUUUUCCCCCUGUCGGUGAUACAUUUCAAAGUUCAUCAAUCAAGAGCCUGUCGCUUUCACACUCGACACUGAUUCCACCUCCUUUUGAACAGAGCAUUCCAAGCCUAAACCCAGGCAUCCACCCUCGCCACAACCGGCCAAAACAGAGCCCAAAUGGCAGCAGCCCUUCACCGACCGCCGCUCUGCCGCCGGAGUACCCCUGGAUGAAGGAGAAAAAAGCUUCCAAGAAAAAUCACCUGCCGACUUCUUCAGCAACAGCCAGUUCAACAGAACCUCUUUGCUUCCCCCCAAAAGAUUCGCCUGAGAUUCUGGAUAAUGUUGGUGGAGGAUCACGGAGAUUAAGAACCGCGUACACCAACACUCAGCUCCUGGAACUGGAGAAGGAAUUUCAUUUCAACAAGUAUCUGUGCAGACCAAGAAGGGUGGAGAUUGCAGCUUUGCUAGAUCUGACUGAGAGGCAAGUAAAGGUGUGGUUUCAGAACCGGAGGAUGAAGCACAAAAGGCAGACUCAGUGCAAGGAAAACCACAACGGCGAGGGCAAAUUUAAGAACCCGGAGGACAGCGCGCACAGUGAGGAGGAGAAGACUCUUUUUGAGCAAGCCCUAAACAAUGUCUCCGGCGCCCUUUUGGAAAGAGAAGGUUACACAUUUCAACAAAAUCCCCUGACUCAACAACAGCCACAGAAUGUGCACAAUGGAGAACCCCAAAGUUUCACUGUGUCGCCUUUAAGCAGCAAUGAGAAAAAUCUGAAACAUUUUCAGCACCCGUCACCCACUGUUCAGAACUGCCUCUCAACAAUGGCCCAGAACUGCGCAGCUGGCCUGAACAAUGACAGCCCGGAGCCCCUGGAUGUCUCUUCCUUACAGGAUUUUAACGUUUUCUCGACAGAUUCCUGCCUACAUCUUUCAGAUACACUUUCUCCCAGUUUGCCAGGAUCUCUUGACAGCCCUGUGGACAUUUCUACUGAUAGUUUUGAUUUUUUCACAGACACACUCACAACAAUCGACUUGCAACAUCUGAACUAUUAAAAAAAAAAACGUAUCUUUUCCUAUUAACCUGAUUUGGUUUAUCUCCCUUUCCUUUGACAUGGUCAGUACAUUUUGUUGGCUAAUUAAUUCCAAAUGUAUUCAUAUCCAAACUA